Molecule: messenger RNA, 8783 nt
Organism: Anarrhichthys ocellatus (wolf-eel)
Lineage: Eukaryota; Metazoa; Chordata; Actinopteri; Perciformes; Anarhichadidae
Gene: lrrc4.1
Product: leucine rich repeat containing 4.1
Exons: 2
Coding region: 1752-4610 (952 amino acids)
Biological process (GO): synaptic membrane adhesion; excitatory synapse assembly; modulation of chemical synaptic transmission
Cellular component (GO): plasma membrane; postsynaptic density membrane; glutamatergic synapse
Molecular function (GO): protein binding
Source: RefSeq, a predicted model, not a curated record
AGAGUAAGAGAGAGAGUAAGAGAGAGAGUAAGAGAGAGCAAGAGCGAUAUCCAAGCCGGCGCAAGCUCUCUCUUUUGCUGCUACAACGGAUCCUUUCCACAUCGACGCUACUGUUAACGUCACGCCUGUAAGCCGCGCGCUCACCCGGCGCUCGCCUUACCCCGGUCCUGCUCCUCUCCCCCCAGCCAGACGCUGCAUCAGAGAGGGGGUGCUGAUCACCACGAGGAGAGGAGGGAGAGAGAGAAAAAAAAAGAACUGGAGAAAACAAGAAGGAAAAAGAAACAAGCCGGAGAGAGAGGAAGGAGAAACUGCGCACCAACCCCUCCUCCCUCUAACCCAACCUCGAUCAACCCAGCUACAACACCCCCCCUCCCCCCCGCCCCCCCCCCCCCCCUCUGAAGAAAUUGACGGAUUAUUGGGAAGUGCAAGGGAGGCAGGCUGCAGCUGCUGCUGUGGGUGCUCACUACUGCUGCUGUGUGCUUCGUGGGGAUGGUGUGUGUGUGCACGCGUUUGCUGCUUUCCGCCACUGCUGCUGAGGCUAGAGCGUGUGGCUAGUUAAGAGGAGGGGAGAAGAAGCUAAUGAAGCCCGUGUGAGUCGCGGUAUUAUUUUCAACCCCCGCCGAGCACUCCUGGAGGAAGGAGAAAGAAAAAAAAAAAAAAAGAGAAAGAAAAAUCAAGUGGACACGACGCCACAUUGAAAGGGGGAGCAAAGGCAAAGAGAGAGCGAGAGAGAGAGAGACAGAACGGCUGUCAGACUGACCAACCGACCAACUGAUUGACCACUAAAAAGUGAACAGAGGAAUACAGAGAGGAGGGGGGUCUGCUUUUUUUUCUCUUCCCCUUGGCUUGUCAACCUCACCUCCAAACCAUCGCAAAACUAAAAAGGCACAGAACAUUUGAGAGGACUGUGGAAUUUCCAUUCAACCUUCUUCAAUCCUCCCCCCCCCCCCAACCUACAUCCCUCUUUUCUUGGUCCUUUUCCGUCUUGGCUUUUUUGGUGCACAAAAACAAAAUUGCGCCUGUGUUUUGCGUUGUCGCCUGUGCUAUGGAGACCUGGGUAAAGUGUCUAGCAGGGGGAUCAACUGUCGGAUUCCAAGGACAAGCGAGAGAAGAGGAGCCGACAGCGAGAAGCGAGCAAGGGAGCACUGCUGCUUUCGGAGCCUGACUGGAUUCCUAGCUGCAGUUUUUUUUUUUCUUCUUUUUUUUCUUCUCAACAACAAACAAAGGGAGGGGAAAAAAAAAAAACUCACAAAAGGGCCUUUUCGAACCUCUCUCUUUGGACGUGUGGAUUUACAAAAGGGCUCGUCGUGGUUAAGCUCUUUGGCAUUGGUACCCUUUUUGACAGAGCAAACAUAAAAAAGGCUUUAUUUGCUGCUCUUGGGAUAUACAUACACCUGGUGUGAAUACCACUGCUCUUUCUGAUUGCAAACAGGAGGGAAACUAUAUAUCACAGUUCAAGGACCUGUAAUAAUAACUUGAGAAAAGCCAGCCCUCUCUGCCGUCCCUCCUUCUACCCAUGAGCACAGUUAAAAACAUUGCUUCAUCGAGGAUAGGUCAAGCCCCAAAAUCCACAUCCUCCCCUUGGUCCUCUUCAGUUCCCUUGACUUCUUUGCUCUGGUCACCGUAAACACUACAACCAGCCAACCAGCUACUUUCUCUGAUCCCCCAAAGCCCCCCCCCCAACCACCACCCCAAACAUCCCCACCCCCCCCCCCCCCCCAGAUGAUGCUGAAUUAUGAACGUGCCACAUCAUGAGUCUCCUGGGGCGGGUAGCUGUGCAUCGUGCCAGGAAAGCCGCCCUACUCUGUGUAGUCUUCCUGAUGGCGCAAGCGUGGAGCAGUGCCUCCCCGGCCUUGGCGGGGGCGGCGGUGUCUCCGGGACCCCAGGGCUGUCCACUGCAAUGUUCCUGUAGUAAUCAGCAGGGGAAGGUGGUGUGCACUCGACGUGGCCUCACCCGCGUGCCCCCCGGCAUUCCUGCAAACACGCGACAUCUCAAUCUGAUGGAAAACGCCAUCGAGGCGGUGCAGGCUGACUCCUUCCGCCACCUGCACCACCUUGAGGUGCUCCAGCUGGGGCGAAAUGCCAUACGGCAGAUUGAGGUGGGCGCGUUUAAUGGACUCACCAGCCUCAACACACUGGAGCUGUUUGACAACCGGUUGACGGUGGUGCCCAGUGGGGCCUUUGAGUACCUGUCCAAACUAAGAGAACUGUGGCUGAGGAACAACCCCAUUGAAAGUAUCCCCUCCUACGCCUUCAACCGGGUGCCCUCCCUCAUGCGACUGGACUUGGGAGAGUUACGGAAACUGGAGUACAUCUCUGAAGGAGCUUUUGAGGGCCUACAAAACCUCAAGUACCUCAAUCUGGGCAUGUGCAACAUAAGGGGUGAUAUGCCAAACCUAAGUCCCCUCAAGGGCCUGGAGGAGCUGGAGAUCUCUGAAAAUCACUUCCCAGAGAUAAAGCCAGGAUCUUUCAAAGGCCUGCGCUCACUGAAAAAGCUAUGGGUGAUGAACUCUCAAAUCACAGUGAUAGAGCGCAACGGUUUCGAUGACCUAUCUUCAUUGGUGGAGCUUAAUCUGGCCCAUAACAACCUGAGCGCUGUGCCACAUGAUCUGUUCUCCCCGCUCAGGUACCUGGUGGAGCUCCAUCUCCACCAUAACCCUUGGAACUGUGGCUGUGAGGCUGUAUGGUUAGCCCGCUGGCUAAGGGAGUACAUCCCUACUAACUCAACUUGCUGUGGACGUUGUCACUCACCUGUCAGCAUGAGAGGGCGACAGCUGGUUGAGGUGGCCCGAGGAGAGGGUGCUGCAACCCAAUGUUCUGCACCAUUCAUUGCCGAUGCACCAAGGGACCUGAACAUUUCAGCAGGGAGGGUGGCUGAGAUUCGUUGCCGCACGGCCUCAAUGUCUUCAGUGCGCUGGCUCCUGCCCAAUGGGACUAUCCUGACACAUGCCUCCAGUCACCCGAGAAUAUCAAUCCUGAAUGACGGUGCCCUUAAUUUCUCAAAUGUCUUGGCUGUAGACACGGGCACUUAUACCUGCAUGGUGUCCAAUGCAGCGGGGAACUCCAACGCCUCGGCCUACCUCAAUGUGAGUGCAGCCGAGCUCAACACGUCCAACUUGAGUUACUUCACUACAGUGACAGUGGAGGUCUUGGGGCCAACCACUGAGAUGCCCAAACCAAGAACCACCUCAACUACAGCAGCAGGGGCUGGGGGGGCUGGAGGAGGAGGGGUAGGCCUAGGGACAACGACUACAACGGCCUCCCCUUCUGUCUUUCAGCCGGUCUUCAUCUCCACACCGACUGUGCUGCUGCAAAGCACCAACAGCCCUGCAGGUGCAGCCAAGACAUCUGUGGCGCCAGGACUCCAAGGUGCCACUGGCAAACCAGGGAGGUCUGGCCCUAGCCUGGAUGAAGUGAUGAAGACCACUAAGAUCAUAAUUGGUUGCUUUGUAGCAGUGACACUGAUGGCUGCGGUCAUGCUCAUCGCCUUCUACAAGUUGAGAAAGCGCCACCAGCAGAGGAGCACAGUGGCGGCUGCUCGCACUGUGGAGAUUAUCCAGGUGGACGAGGAAGACCUUCCUCCACCGGCGUCUGCGGCUCAAGAGACGGCGCUCACGUUGCCUGAAAUCCGGGACCACAACAGCAUACACAAACUGGACUUUAUCAGCCACAAGACUGACUAUAGCUUUCACAAACCCAAGGUUGAAUACAGACCCCAGCCUGACUUCACCCUUCAUAAGCCGAAGGCCGAGUAUACCACAUACAAGCCAAAUAUGGACUACAGUGGCCACAAAUACAUCCCAGAUUACAACACUCACAAAUCGACACCAGAUUUUAGCCUUCAUAGACCAAAGCCUGACUAUAGCCCAUUUAGGCCGGACUACAGCACUCACAAACCUAAAGCAGAGUACAGCCAAUUCAAACCAGAUUUUGGCACUAACCCAAAAAUAAAACCAGACUACAGCCCGUUCAAACCAGACUAUGGCACUCAUCCGAGGCAGAAAACGGACCUCAGCCCAUUUAAACGAGAUUACAGCACCCAACCAAAACCUAAACAUGACUACAGCCCAUUAAAACCGGACUACAACACACAGCAUAAACCUAAGGCUGAAUACAGUCCAUUCAAGCCAGACUUUGGCACUCAUCCAAGACCUAAACCUGAAUACAGCCCAUUUAAGCCUGACUACAGCACUCAACCCAAACCCAAAACAGACUACAAUGCCCAGAGAUCGAAAACGGACAGUACCUACAAACCCAGGGACCCUUACUCCUCCCACGUGACUGGAACAGAUUACAGCGCCUUCAAUCCCGACUUCAGUCCCCACAAAGCGGAUUACAGCGCCUUCAAGUCCGACUUCAGUCCACACACUCAGAGACCUAAACUUGAUUACAGCCCCCAUAAAGCGGACUACAGCCCCCAUAAAAUGGACUACAGCACUACGAAGCCUAAAUAUAACACCUAUAAACCGACCGGCCAUGGGGCUAAAUGGACAGACAACAAUGUUGGGAACUCUUUGCCUCGAACCUUGCCCAGCACCAUCACAGCAAUGGCUGAGCCCUUUGUCAUAAAAACUCACACCAAGGAGAAAGUGCAGGAGACUCAGAUUUAAAAAGACCCCCCCCCAAAAGGCUCCCACUCCUUCCCCUAGGUUCCUACCUCCCACUCACCCCUUUUCCCUUCGCCAUUUCCUCAUAAACUCAUGCAAUAGAAUGCACAACGAAAAAAAGGACAGCAACUACUUUUUUGUACAGAGUGCAAACCUAAAAAGACUGAUGAUUUCUUGUUGUACAUGCUUAUAAAUAAAUAUAUAUAUGGACAAAUUGAAACUACCAUGGGCUGGUGAUAGAGAAACAUAUAUUAAAAAGAAAUUGAAACUAUUUUCUAACUUGUAACUUCUAUUUAAAACAAUGAGUUGUUUAAGAUGCUGUCUUGACUUUGACAAAUGAGGGUAGUGUCGUUUUAAAAAGGGGGCAUUCUGUGUGAUUUUUACACCAUGCUACAGAGAAUGCAGUGAUGAGAAGAAAAAAAAAUAUUUAUACCGAGAAGACUUUCUUUAACAAAAAACCCGAAAAAAGGUCAGUGUCGAUCUUUACAGGUUUAUCUUGUAAAAGCACCAAGAAUUUGUACUGUGCCAAAUGUUAAAUGCAAUAAAAAGGAUUUUUGGAAGAAAAAAAAAAAAAAAAAAAGAAGUUAUUAGAGAGAGAUGUUUUUUUCCUUCAUUUCUUCUCCUGGUGUAUACUGUAGUGAUCAGCCAAAUGCUUUAGACACUGCAGCAAGACUCUGCAGCUAUACUUUAACCCUGCGAGUGCUGAAUGACUCACAAUGCAGAAGUGGAUGGCGUUUGUUUUUUUAAUCUCUCUCAACACCUAUUAUCAUAUUCUUUAUAUGCAACAAAAGAGCGCGUUCCGUUUCUAUGUUACACCAAUGAGUGUCACGGUGCUUCAUCAAGGUGUGGCUAAAGAAAAAGUGUCUUUUCUCUUAAGUUCUAUGAUGUUAAAAGAUGAAGCAAUGGUGUGUCCACAGACAAGUACAGCAGCGCUACUCGAACAUCUAAUGUUAACUGAAAUGCUCAUUACAUAAUGCUGUUCAACGAUGCAAACCGAUUGUGUUACCUGUUUCUAUCCGACACUACAAAGUGGUAUUAUCAAUCAUGUAACUAAUGAGUGAAAACCGUGAUAAAUGAAGGUGAAGUACUGUUCGGGUGUUAAGACUGUCUUGCACUUUGCCAAAAAAUAUAGAUCCUCAUUUCACUUUCCAUUGCAUUGCCAGCUGUUGUGCCUUCAUCAAUCAGUACGGGGGCCUUUUUAUGGUGACAAAUGCAUUUGGGUCUUGCUGUUAACUGCAUUUUUCUUCUUCAAGAAUAUCACCCCUCUCAAUCAUAAUACAGCAAGACGACGCUCUGCCUGACAAAGAAGGAUGGCGUGCAACACACAGGGUGGUUAGUACGCACGUAUUAGACGGGUGAGCCGGUUGGUUUUUCGGAAACCACGGCGAGACAAAGCUGUGUUUGUGGCGACUGUAACUGUUUACUGUUGUUAGGGCUAAAAAACAAGAUUGACUGACAGAAAAACAUAAAAUAAAAGGUGAUGUGAACUACCAUGGGAGCACAUAUCAGUUAAAAACAGAACAACAUGUUGUGAGUGGGCAAACAUGUGGGUGAGGGAUGACAACGAAUACUUUUGCAAGCUGUGUGGACCAUAAUCAUCACAUCCAACACAGAUACUACCUUCUCAGUAAGCCUUAUGAAGCUGUACAAUUUUAAAGUAAAUCAACAUGAAUUUAAAAAAACGCAAGAAGUAGCCUCUAGAGAUGUGUGACAUUAUCAGAUCUACAGUCUUUAGUUGACCGCACCAGUUCACGUAGCAGACAAGACAUGGUGCAAAAAGAGAGCUCGUUAGAGAGAGUACCUGAGAGAGAGCCACAAGAACAAUAUUAGGGUUUUAACAUUGGCGAUGGAGAAACUGAAGAAAGACAAUGUUUCAAUAUGAGAGAGGUCGACACGGCACAUCACAAAAAUAGCGCAGCCGUUAAACUGAGAGCUUGUGAUGUACUUAACCUGUAGUAGAGGCUGUCAGAAGAGGAGAAUGAUGUGUAUGUGUUUGUGGGGGCAGCAGUCCAGCAGAAAAGAGGGAGUGUGUGAGAUAGAUAGAGUAAGAGAUGGAGGCUGAAGAGGACAGCUGAAGAGGGCGAGAGAGCAUUUCGCGUAAGGGUUUUGGUUUGUUUUUUUUACAUUUAGUUGUUGGCUUGGAAACGCAGGACAUGUUGUGGCAUUUGUUGUAAAUGUGUAAUUUAAAUAUCAUCUAACAUUGUGCUGCAUGAUGAGGCCGGGAUGGAUACGAUGAUCCCAAUGAGGAGAGAUGACGUUUGGGAGUAAGAAUAAAUAAAAAUGGGUGCCAAAAGUGUGCAGUGCAGCAGAAAAAUAUAUUGCUUGGAGAAGAAAAUGGGAUCAUAUCAAAAAAGGAGAGCACAGAAUGUUCUUCUUGAAAACAUAUUAAGAGGAUGUUUGGGAUCUCAGGGGCCAAGGAGAUCUGGCAGACAGACUGAAGAAAAGUUAAAAUGUCUAUUCCCUAAUAACCAGCAACACAACAGUUUCAGGUCCAGCUAUAGGUGUGGUCCAGCUAUAGGUGUGGUUACAUACAGAGUGGUCACAGCUGCAUCAGUGUUUUGUCAUGAUCCCAAAGAGAGGAUUUUAUUUUCCUCUACCAACCAUCAUCAAACUGGGGUGAAAAUAAGCUGCUGCAGUGAACACAGGGCUGUCAAAAUCAGACCAGAUCACCUACAGCUCUCCUCUGCCCACGAUGUCUGUUGAUGACUCAGCCUGCAUUUUAGAUAUUGACCAACUUUCUGCAGGUGCAAGAAUGAGCCAAAUAGAUCAGACGUGUGUGUCCAUGUAAACGUGUCUAUUGCCCCAGCUGUGUGUUGUGUGUUUGGUGACAUCUAACAGGGAGCAAGGAAACAAUAAGAGCUGCCCAGUGACAUCAAACGUGGAAAAAGGAAUGGAGAGAGAGAGAGAGCAGGAUGAUAUAUCUAAACUUAACAUUAAACCAGACGCAAACACACCCAUUUCAUACACGGACACACUUUCAUACUGACAGUUUGUCCCUGUGCCGACUCAUCCGUCACAUCCUCUCCCACUCCUGUGGUUGACUUCUAAUCGUUUGUAAUAUCAAAGCUACGCAAAGCCAAAGCAGCAGGUUUUCCUAAUCGUCUCUAAUGUGAAACAUGCGAGAGGGAAGUUUAAACACCAACAAUGGAUCAGGGUGUUGCAUCUCGAUGGACAGUGUAAAUGGGUUAGAUGGAUUGUGAGCAGUUGUGUGAACAGAUGCAAGCACUGUAUCAAGCAUUAAGCCGUGUGUGUGCGCCUCAGUAUGCUAUAGCAGGGGCUUAUGCCACACCAUAUUGUUUAAUGCCGUGCUAUGUGGUCACAUAUUAAGCUGCACUGUGCUAUAAAAAGGCUCCGUCAUACUAAUCUGCCAACACGGCUACAGGGUCAUCAAUCAGCCAAUCAGCCACCGAAGGGCUCGUCUCCAUGGGAAACACUCGCUCCCUCCGUCCCCUCCUCCUCCGAGUCAUUCUCUCCCUCUUUCUUCCUUUCCGUCUGUGUGCUUCAUUAGCAAUCAUGAAGCCAUUUGAAAGAGGAAGCAAGGCAAGAUGCACCUAUUUACCCACAGCUCACAGAGCCAGGGGGAGAUUAGAGUCAGAGGAGGAAGAAGACAAAGUGGUUUGGAAAUGGAGACGGAGGAAAGAACAUUUAAAUAGGAAGGGAGGGCAUGACAGAUUGCUCGAGAGAAGUUAUGAGGGGAGCGAGCGAAAGUGAGAAAUUUAGCCAAAAAGCAGAAAGCAGGGUUAGAAAAAGGGAGCGGGUCUAAGAAGCAGAGCGCAGACAGCCUCGGGAAAACACGAUAUACACAGAGAAAUACUGCGAGGCUGGAUGAGGUGAUUGAUUGUACAUCACAGCACUACUGGGAGACUAAAAGAAAUAGACAUGAGAAGGAGACGUGAGAGGUGAAGGGAAAGGGUACCGAGGGAGAAUCAGGACACAGGGAUAGGAUAUAGGGAAGGAAAAACAGACGGCAAGGUAAUAUAAAGGACAUAAUAGUAAGAUUUGAUUAAAAUGAAAAUGAGAGGAAAAAGAGGUGGUGGAGCGACGAUAAGAGGGGAAAGCAAAGCAGCAAGCGAGGGAGAGAGAGAGCAAAGGUACUCUGGGAAAGGAGCACGCAGAGCAAAUGUGAUGCAAGAGUGCCAGCUACAGAUGGAACGGGGGAUAUGUAGUGCGGCCAUC